Molecule: messenger RNA, 2110 nt
Organism: Pygocentrus nattereri (red-bellied piranha)
Lineage: Eukaryota; Metazoa; Chordata; Actinopteri; Characiformes; Serrasalmidae
Gene: chp2
Product: calcineurin-like EF-hand protein 2
Exons: 7
Coding region: 214-798 (194 amino acids)
Molecular function (GO): calcium ion binding
Source: RefSeq, a predicted model, not a curated record
GUGAAAACCAGUGAUGGUCGGGAUCCUGGGAUUGGUCAGAUUUCAUGUCGGUCGUGAAGGUAGCACAAGCUUGAAAACGUUGGUUUGCUCGAGAUUUUGCGUUAGUGGUGGCGAUGUUUUCCUAAUUUGAGCUUGACGAGGCUGUCUGAACCUGUCUGCGGUAAACAUACGUUAGCAGCAUUGGCUAGGCUAUGACAUAAACCAGAGCAUGAGAUGGGCUCCACCAGCUCCACCCUGGCAAAAAUCCCCAACGCGGAGGACUUGAUGCAAGAAACUGGCUUCACUCCUGCACAUCUGGUCCGCCUCUAUGACCGCUUCAAAGUUCUGGACAAAGACAAGAAAGGUUUUCUUACUCCUCAAGAUUUUGUGGCCAUAAAGGAGCUGGCCAUGAACCCUAUUUGUGACAGAAUAAUCGGGGCCUUCUUUACUUCAGGAGGAGAAACGCUGGACUUUCCAUCCUUUGUGAGGAUCUUGGCACAUUUUCGUCCCAUUGACAAGAACCGCCCUAAAGAGCCCACCUCACCAGACCCCAUAAAUAGCAGGAGCAACAAACUUAAAUUUGCUUUCCAGCUAUACGAUCAGGACAAAGAUGGCAAGAUUUCCAGACAUGAGCUUUUACAGGUUCUGCGGGCCAUGCUGGAGAAGCAGGUGACUGAGGAACAGCUGGAGAGCAUAGCAGACCGCACCAUUCAAGAGGCAGAUCUGGACAGAGAUGAUGCCAUAUCUUUUGAGGAGUUUCGAAAGUCGCUGGAAAAGGUCAACAUUGACCACAAAAUGAGCAUCCGUUUUCUGCGCUAGAGCAUCAUGAGCUCCCAAGAAGAACUGAGGAAUUAAGUCUUACUAUAACGGAGCAAAGGGAGCGGAGUCAGUCUUCAGAGGUAUUCCUUAUUCUCCAAUACUGCCGUGCCUCUCUCACCCCAUCACUGUUUUAAACGUCCUUGUUAAGUACACUGCAAAGAUUAUUUAGUUGUGUAUCAUGGGAUUGACUGGAAUGCAGUUAUUACUGAAACCUGUCAGAGCCUGGAGAGAUAUGUGUAAUUUUGUUAAGUGAACUAGGGCUUUUAACCUGCUUGACAGUUGUGAAACACAAUUCUGAUACUCGACUGUGAUCCUUUGCCUGGCUUUACUGUGACUUUGCUUGAGUUUUCUUUUUUGAAAAAAACUGGAGUAGUUGUUGUGUUGACAAGCUGUGGUGUUAAUUACUAAGUUUUUCUUACAGUGUUGAGGGAAAGUGUUCCAAAAUAUAGUAAACUAAGCUACCAGCUCUCUUCUCUACUGGAAAUGUAUCAGCUGCAGUGAUAAUGAAAACAAAACAAGAAACAGAAUGAAAAUAGGAAAAUUCCCCACUCACAUACAACAUUGUAUACAAAUUAUAUUAGAUUGAAAAGUCAAAGUAAAACUGCAUUUUGUUUAGAAGAAUGUAACAUAUAGCAUUUAUUAGCUAUCUCACCACUUGAAUAAACAUAAUUACAUGCAUGCAAAUUUUCUAAACCGCUUAUCCUUCUAGGUCGCAAGGGGGUGCUGUAGCCUACUUCAGCGGUCAUUGGGCGGGAGGCAGGAAACACCCUAGACAGGUCACCAGUCCAUCGCAGGGCGCAAACAUAAUCACUUCAAAGCUAAAUGAUUUAAAACGUCAAUAGUUCACUACAAAAUGUACCCAAAUUUCCAGUUUACUAGAACAUGAGCUGGUGGCUUAGUCAUUUAGCAACAACGCUGUUGCCUCAGUUAGUAGCUGUAUAUACAACAGGUAGUUAUAAUGUACUUAUUUUAUUGACACUAAAGAUGGGUCUUUAACCAAUGGAUGCAAUGCACAUCUCACAGACAGCUUUUGCAACUGCGAAUACAAAACAAUGCUUGCUCAGUCACUCAGAGUAACUUUCUGUAUGCACAUCUUUAAUUUCAAGGCUUAGUGCAAUGUUUGCAUAAAAAUCUACCUCGAAAAUUUUACCGAACUUAAACCUUAUGUGUGUUGUCCAGAUAAAAUGAUCAACAGAAACUCCUUAAAUACAAAUCACUCGUCAACCUUAAUAGCAUGUUUUUAGAAAUGCAGCCUUUGCUUUUGUAUUAAUGACUAUGCUAAAAAAAUAAAUAAAUAAAAAAUGCAUUUGUA